UCACGCUGGAGAGAUGGCAGCUGAUCGUAGAGGCAAACAGGUUGCAGAAACGGAGUUGUCCUCAGUGUCAAGUGGGCGCGUCGUUGGUACGCGGAGACGGAACAAAAAAACCACUACGGAAGAGAGUGAUAUAUUACCGGUGGAAGACGGAGAUACCGUCGAUAGUGGUAUGCGGGGAGGACAUGCCAAAAAGAAGAAAGCAGCAGUGGAGAAUGUGGAGAUGGAUUCUUUGGAAGAGAGGCUCAUUGCAGAUGCUAGUGGUGUGUCCAUUGCCCCAACUAAAGUCCUGGCAAACAAAAAAAUUGCAGAUGAGUUGGAGCUGUAUAAGCUGAAGGCAGGCUGGCAACAGGAGAGGAUUGAUGAGCUGACCAAGGAGAGAGAUUUUCUGAAAGAACAGCUGGCAGCAGCUCUUAAAAAAGAUGGUGCAGCAUCCACCUCCACCCUGAACACAGCACCCAACUCCUCCCAGAAACGCAAGACUUCACGUUCCUCUUCUGACGACUCAAUGGAAACGUCCUCCGACAGUGAGAGUGAGUCGGAGUCGGAGUCUGACUCUGUCUCGCCUGACUCGUCUCCAGACAAAAAGAAGAACAAGAAAGACAAGAAGAAGAUGGGGAAAGGGAAAAAGAAGGUGAAAAAGUCGAAGGAAAAGGAGAUGGGCCCAAAGGCACGUCAGAGAGCCCUGAAUCCGAAGCAGGCAGUGCUCAGGUAUCAAAAAAUACUAAAGGCAUUCCGUAAAGGAGGGACCAUGGGUGCUGCGUUCUCAACCGUCGGUGUAGAUCGUAACACAGUGGUGGCCACUGCACCCAUUGCUGAGCUUUUUAUCGCUGCACCGAACAGGUACAAGGACAUCUUAGAUGGUCACAAAACUGGUCGUGUAAAACUAGCAGUGUUUGCUUCCGAGUGCUCUCUGGCAAUUGAACAGGAUUCUGCUAUAAAGGAGAAUGUGAAAACACUUAAAAACAACAACAAGCUGCUGCCCCUCAACAAGAAAUGAGCUUGGGCUAGUGUGCACUGUGAGAAUACCGGUCAAGUGGGCACACCAACAUAAAAUUUGAUAUUUUGUCCAAUAUUUUAAAAAAAUGUAAUAUUUGAAAAAUGUUACGUUGGUGUGCUCAGUUGUCCUCACUUGACCGGUUACCUACUUGAAUAGCACUGUGAUCCACUUGUGUACUUGUGUACUGUGAUCCACAAGUUGUUUUUCUUUGGAGUGUGAUUGCUCUUUGUUUACAAUUGUUUAUUUAAUAGAGCAGUUUUAUUUGUCAGAUAAGAAUGUUUUAUUUUUCCACCAUAUAGCCUUGGAGCUGUACACCAUGUAGCCUGUGAGCUAGGGUGUGUCAGUUGAUUUUUUACACACUGUUAUCUAGUGUUAUCUAGCAAUAUUUGAAAACUGUAUAUUUAUUUUACUGUAAAGCACUUUGUGCACUUUAAGGGCACACACACACCAGAAGUAGGUGGCUGCCUGAUUCUGGGAUUCCGCCAGUGUGUUUCAAUGGGAAACGAGCGUAUUCCUCCUAUCCUAGGGAUAGGGAUAGUUCACCAGUUUACUCGAAAUGUUAUGGUUUCCAAAGUGUGUAUUUAAAAGAGCUUGUAUUUUAUUUUUCUAUUUUAUGCGAUCACAGACUGUUGUUAUUUGAAGAUGUUGGUCAAAGAAUCUUUGAAGGUGUUCAGUGUUCAGUAGGUCAUCCAAAAGUUAGUUUACAUCUUGGGGUUGUACACCAUGUAGCCUGUGUCAGUUUUUUUUUUUUUUUUUUUUUUUUAAUACACACUUAUCUUUGGAACAUUUGGAAAUUGUGUCUUUGUUUUACUGUAAAACACUUGAUGCACUUUAAAGGGCUAGUUCGUGCCAAAAAUAACAUCUUUUUCCUAUGGCUUACUCAAACCACACAGCCUUUUUCAUUCUUUCAUUUUGGUCACAUUCCUUGGCCAACAAUUUGAUGAUAGCCAUAUUUUCCUCCAAUGUUUAACUAUGGAGACUUAUGGAGACUCAAGGGCCUUGGGUCUCCAUAGGAUCCCACCACUUCCCAUCAAAUUAUUAGCUUAGGACAGUGAAGGCUUUGUGGGUUGACAGAAAAUGAGUCAAGUUUACUUGAAAUUUUAUAGAUUGUAUUUGUUUAAAGCGUGUAUUUAAAAGAGCUGGUAUUGUUUGGGACCAAUAAA
This is a messenger RNA of Epinephelus fuscoguttatus (brown-marbled grouper), 2160 nucleotides long. Its product is annotated as coiled-coil domain-containing protein 106-like. The transcript has 5 exons. The record is from RefSeq and is a predicted model, not a curated record. Bases 14 to 997 code for a protein of 327 amino acids. Lineage: Eukaryota; Metazoa; Chordata; Actinopteri; Perciformes; Serranidae. Gene Ontology annotation, cellular component: nucleoplasm.